CUCCCACCCUACUCUCCUUCCCCGUCCCGUCCUCCAACAAUCCUCCGCCAAGCUGGCUUUUGGCCCUCUCUCUCUCUUCUCUCCCUGCCAGCUUGGCCAUGUCCGACCACCUCGACCUCUUCCAGACUUCUCCGCCCACCCAUGCCUCCCAGGCCGCCGUAACCGCCCCCCAACCCCACCUGCACCCUCUCGACGAUGCUUCCCAGUCUGCAAUCUCUGCCGCUUCCCAGCAUAAGCACCUACCAGACGCGCAGUACUCGGCGCAGCCCAACCCCCUCGUCGAGUUCUCGCCGCCGUACGACGAGGACGAGGACGAAGACGACUUCAACGUGUGCGCCCCCCGCCGGUCCACCGACCGCUCCAUGCUCUACCCCAAGCGGCACGGCACCCCCCACCACGGCUACGCCCCCUCUGCGUCCUCGGUGUCCUCCACCGCGACGAACACGCCGCUCGCGUCCCGCACCGCAUCGCCGCAGCCGUUCGACUACUCCGGCGCGUCCUCCUGCGACUCCGACAGCGAGAGCGAGCCGGACGCCCACCUGCUGCCCCGGGCGCUGCGCCAGCUGCACCGGCGCGAGGGCCGCCACCGCCGCUGGUGGUCGCUCUCCUUUGGCUCGCCCGACGGCCGGCGGUCCCGGCGCUGGCGCGACGCCGUCUGGGGCAUGCGCACCUGCAGACGCGUCGCGAGGCGCUGUGUCCGCCAUCCGCUCUUUCCGAAGACCCCCGUCACGAUUCUGCUCACGCUCCUCUUCCUCACCAUCUUCGGCGUGUCCCUCACCUUCCUCCUUAUCUAUAUCCUCAACCCGGACAAGGACCCGCUGCCAUGGCGCGGCUACUGCACGCUCCCGCAGUACUCGGGCGGCCCGCCCCCGCUGUCGAUGUCCACGACAUCGUGGUUGCAGACACCGAUCCAGGCCAACUUCACGGUGCCACAGUUCCCGCCGCCGGAGUUUGACACACUGGCGCCCGCGGGUGUGUUCGUGGGCGUGUUCUCGAUUGACACUGCGGUGGAACGCCGGAUGUACGUGCGCUCGACAUGGGCGCAACACGUACGCAGCAGGGAAGGUGCGGGCGAUGGGGAUGGAGGUGUCGGGACGUCGAGGACGAUCGUGCGGUUCGUCAUGGGGCAGCCAAGGAAAGAAUGGGAGCGGCAGGUGCAGCUGGAGAUGGACACCUACAACGACAUCGUCGUCUUGCCCAUGCAGGAAAACAUGAACCAGGGCAAGUCGCACGCGUUCUUUGCGUGGGCGGCGAACAACUCGUGGGUGCCUCCCGUGUACGAAGACGGCUACGCCAAGAAGCCGGAAGGCUUCUCUUAUACCAACGCGACGAGCGCACCGCCUCCGCUCGCGAGCCACGAUCCCGCAUUGGCGCACAGGGACCAGCUCACGAACGCGUCCCCGCGCGAAUGGGUGCGGCCCGACUUUGUGGUGAAGGCGGAUGAUGACGCCUUCGUCAUGCUUGCGGAGCUCGAAGGUCGUCUGCGGGUGCAGUUGUACAACGACCCGCUGCCGCCACGGCCACCACCAUCUGUCCGCAAGCAAUCCACUGCGCGACAGCUGCCUCCGCUGCUCCGAGACGACGGAGAGUUCGUUCCCUUGGACGUCACCUCAGGCUCAUCGAUGCUCGCUGCUGACCCGGCAGAGGCGAACCCAGACCCGCUCGUCUUCUGGGGAUACCUCAUCAAGAACCGGUUCAUGGGCGGCGAGAUGUACGCGCUGAGCUUCGCGCUCGUCGACUGGGUCGCGAACGACCCCAUCGUGAAGACGAUGACGCACGGCGCGGAGGACAAGCAGACGUCCAAGUGGAUCCGCAUGCACCCCCGCGCGGACCAGGUGCGCUGGGCGAGCGAGCGCUGCUGGAUCUACGACCAUCCGCGCGCAGGCACCGUAUACUCGCACGGCUUUCUAUUCCCUUCGGAGGCGCAGCGCGUGCAGGACGUUGUACGGCACGACCUCGAGCAGCUCGCGCAGCAGACCGCGCGCGAGGCGUCUGCCCCCGACGCGCUCGCCGUCCCGCCCGGGCGCGACGUGCCCGCCCCACAGAGGUGGGCGCUUUCGACGGUGUCCACGUUCGGCACGCGCUACGUCCCGCCGUACCCCGGCCUCAGCCUCGAGCACAGCGUCGAGGGGCUCGUCGAGGGCUCCCAGAUGUCGCUCGUUCGCGAAGACGGCGCGCUCACGCCGGACUACGCGUGGCGGUACCGCGAGGGACGGCGGAAGCGGUAUGCGGGGCAGCGGCUCGGGGGGACGGUCGUGGUGCACUUCAUCAAGAAGAACAUGUGGUUCCUCGAGACGGCGGCCGCGCUGCUGCAUGGGGAGGACGUGACCGCGGAGGAGCGGGGGCUCGAGCAGGCGCACGCGCCCGACUCGCCCCGCACGGACGAGGGCGCGGCUGCACGGACACUGGUGCGGAGACGGCGAGGCGGGGCGCAGCACUAGCACGGCUGCGGUUCCGGCCGUUAUCUGCUGCACACUGCCUCUUGUCUUGUUUUUUCGUUCGCCCUGCCGUUCGUUCGUCCAUCUGUCUGUCGUUGCACGUUUGGUCGCUCCUGCUGCCGCGAGCCGUUUUUGCUAUCUGGUCUGCGCUCGCUGCUGGUGCGCCUUGGAUAUACCACCCCCUCAUCUAAUCUCGCCCCACACACACCUUAUAUUCUGGUCGCGCCCGCGCGCGAUUUACAUGCUCGCUUGUAUAAUUUAUCCCUCCACGUCCCGUAUAUCGUUAGCGGCCGUGGUCGCCGGCGAAAGCAAAACGUUUUAGUGCGCUUGAAGUUGCGCAACUGUACCCUGCCAUAAUACAGGACUGUGGUCACGAUAAGAAUUCCAGAUGUUCC
Trametes versicolor FP-101664 SS1 is the source of this 2833-nucleotide messenger RNA. RefSeq lists its product as uncharacterized. The record is from RefSeq and is a predicted model, not a curated record. Lineage: Eukaryota; Fungi; Basidiomycota; Agaricomycetes; Polyporales; Polyporaceae. Gene Ontology annotation, molecular function: hexosyltransferase activity. The transcript is spliced from 5 exons. The coding region runs from base 663 to 2441 and encodes 592 amino acids. Gene Ontology annotation, cellular component: membrane.